UAGGUAACGGUGGUAAAAUGAAAGUCCAGUAUAUUUUCACUGUUACUGAGACAGUGCCCUAUUUUUUCAGAUUAGUCGAUAUACCAUAAGUAAUCUGACAGUACGAAAAUGGACAUGCAUGUUUGAUUUGGACUACGACAGCUGUCGUUAGUACUCCAUUAUGAUAGUGGUCGCUGUGAUAGGAUAGAACUACGUCGAUACGAAAACCGAGGAGAGAAACUUCUUCCAUAGCAACGUCAAGAUACAAGAGCAUCUCCUAGCGCAUGUUUCAGAGGUUGAGUUUUUUGUUUUUUUUAGUUUUAGAUUUAAAGUUUUAGCUCUACACAAAGUCUCCAAGAAUUAGGUGACGUUAUUCGCUUUGCCAAUGAGAUGCAAUUUUCUCAGUGAAAGUUAGAUGAGCUUGGGGUGAUAAUCAUGCUUAUGAUUUUACGCCAUCGUUGUUUGCUAGCAUUAGCUCAACGUUAACUGCAAUCCUCCGCGGUUGGGUUGGGGGUUUAUUGUUUAUAUCGUGUAACACCUAUGUCAGCUAUGCACAUAAAAUGGUGCAUAAAAUCAUGUCUUGGAUUGUGCUGUCAGUGUCUGCGCUCAGCAUUAUUUCUACAGUGGCUUUUAACGACACUGUAAAUCAAACAGACUCGCCCUCAGGUGUCAAUAACACCAACGUUACCGAGGAACCUACAUCCUCAACGCCUACUCAAUCUGACUUUUUUGAAACGACAACAAUUGAGGAGGACUUCUUCACCGACACAAUAUUACCAAUCACGACUAAUGUUACAGACAGCACACCAACGGACAGUAGCUUCACAGAUGCCAGCACUACAGAGAGCAUUAAAGUUACAGUUCCGACAGAAUGCUUAUGUGAUAUUACUCCAAACUUCUGCGAUAUUGGCUGCUGCUGUGACAAUUUGGAUUGCGAAAUAGAUGACUUGAGCUCAGUCUUCAAUGGUUGUGAAAAAGAAACAAGGCCACCAGGUGUGUGCAUUGAGAAAUGGUUGAUGUUCCGAGCAAACAUUGAUCCGGACCUCAUUACAGAGACUGAUUCAUUAUUCUGCGUGAGAGAAGAAGCAAAGACAACAGAGCAGCAAAGCCUCCCUGCUCUUUCAGAGCAGCAGGACAAGGUGUUCCCUUCCUUCCUACAGCAAGAUGACACAACUACAGACUCUAUCAUCAAAGAUUUUUAUAAGGUUGAUGAUAUGAUACUUAUUCAGUACAAUCGUAUUUCCAUGCUGGGUACACUCAAACAGCCAUCACCUGGAGUAGCCUCAUCCCUCUGUGUUGACCUCAACCCAGCCAGAUUCUUGCGCUCCACAUCACACUCUUGUUCUCGAGCCUUGAAUGCUCAGUCCUGCUCAAACGAUCCCAGACUGAAUGUGCACACUUACUUUAAAGACAUUAGCCUGCUCAGGGUGCCAAAUCCACAAAACGUGGAUAUUUCAGACUUACUGAUCCCCGUAAUCCCUGUGGCCAUAUGGUCACAGCCCAGUGAACAAAAUGGCACCUGUUUGAAUGUUGUGUCUAAGGUUGAGUACAUUAUUGAGUUUUCACAUGCAGGGGAAAUCACAAGUGCAACACUACGUGCCAGCUUCCUGAAUUCAAGCCUGGAUGCACAAAUAUUACAGGAGUUUUCGGUCACAUUUCAGUUAGCCACUGCUGGCCCCACGCCUGCCCCUUUGCCAGCAAUGGGGCUGAUUGUUGGAAACCCAGUGACCGGUCGGUUUGGUGAAGAGGCCAAUUCUGUAUCUUUUCUACUCAACCAAACAGAGUCCAGCCAAAGUGCUGACAACUCUGGCUCCAGCAGCAGCCUGCUCAGUUCCUCUAGCCGUGCGCGUGCCCAUCCGCUUCACAUACAACUCCAUCUCUGGCUGCUCCUUCAGGUCUGCCUCCCAAAACUGUAGUGAGCUGAGAUUAGACAUGUAUACAGUCUUGACUGGCAUGGCAACCCCUGACGUGGUGGCGAUGAGUUCAGGCCCCAAGCCAGAUUGGGCUGAGGUCAUCACUGAAGACUGCCUAGAGUCCC
Alosa alosa (allis shad) is the source of this 2017-nucleotide messenger RNA. Its product is annotated as tectonic-3-like. The transcript is spliced from 12 exons. The coding region runs from base 540 to 1895 and encodes 451 amino acids. The record is from RefSeq and is a predicted model, not a curated record. Lineage: Eukaryota; Metazoa; Chordata; Actinopteri; Clupeiformes; Clupeidae. Gene Ontology annotation, biological process: cilium assembly; smoothened signaling pathway.